This is a messenger RNA of Bactrocera dorsalis (oriental fruit fly), 989 nucleotides long. RefSeq lists its product as uncharacterized. The transcript is spliced from 4 exons. Bases 238 to 735 code for a protein of 165 amino acids. The record is from RefSeq and is a predicted model, not a curated record. NCBI's taxonomy places the organism in Eukaryota, Metazoa, Arthropoda, Insecta, Diptera, Tephritidae.
GCGAAUAGGCCACUCAGUCGGUUGAGUGAAGUUGAAGUCUGUUGAAGUUGCCACCAAAAGUCGCAUGUGAUUUAUAGAAAAGUGCUGAAAGUAAUUAAAUAUUACAGUUUUACCUAUAUACAGUGUUAUAUACUACAGAAAACAUACAUUUAUAUAUACUUUGAAGUAACUUACAGUAGAAUUUAGAGGUUUGAUAUCGACGAAAUCGGAAAUACAUAAAAGCUUACAACAACCGAAAUGUUCACCAAGGUUGCCAUACCAUCUGCAUUAUCCUUGCGGCUUUUAUUUGCAGUUGCUCUACUCAUAUUCGUCGCGUCGCCAGCCACACCAGCUAAAAUACCGAUAGCAGAGAAUGACGGGGCUGUGCUGCGAGGCCAAGCCGUCAUUGAUGCGGUGCCCCUGGCAGAACGCGCCGCAUUCAUUCGCUACAAUCUGGCUAAGGCAGUGAGUCGUUUUAACUCCACAGCUAACAAUGCCACAGGCCGCAGUGCCGAAUCACGUCUAUUUCUGCAACCCAGUGCUUUGCUGAGUCCGACACAAUUGCUGGAAUUCGAGAACAUUCCCACCUAUCCGGAAUUUGGCGAAGAUGUAUUCUACUGGCUGCGCGAUACUCUAGAGGUGACUGAGGAUAAUAUAUACUCGCUAUUAAAUAAUCGUUCUGGAGGGUUUCUAAUAUGCACCGAGGAUGGUAUUUGUUUUGACGCACCAGAUUUAGGGAUCUGCUGCCCUUUCUAAGAAACCCUUUAAGAAGCCAAUGAAGAAUCUAUGGAACCUGGAGGAGAAAUGGGAAAUGUGUGGAAUAUGACUUGAAAAAUUCAAAAAUAAUAUAAAUAAUGCAAAAGAAAAUUGUAAAAUUAAAAUAUAUACAUAUAUUAAAAACUCUUUGCAUUGUAAAAUAAAGCAGUCUGGCAACGCCCUGCUCAUAUAUUGCCACUACUUUUAUUAUAAAAUUAUAUAAUAAAACUUUAUCGACUUUAAAAUAAUGAUCA